AAAUAAUAAAUUAAAAAAAAAGGUAGCAAAACCUUUGCGCUCCUCACGAGCGAGAGGACGCCGAAGCUCGAUCCCCUCUAUCUCCUCCGCGAUACCCUAACCUAGCGAGAGAGAGAGAGAGAGAGAGGAGGAGGAGGAGGAGGAGGAGGAGGAGGAGGCGACGAAGAAGAAGGGGCGCGGCGAUGUCUCGGCGGAGGGCGAUUCCGGCGCGGCGGGGAGCGGCGCCGUGGCCGUUCUCGGCGUUCUACGGUGAGGCGGCGGCGGCGGCGGCAGAGACGAGGGUGGCGCCGCUCGGAGCGUCUCCGGAGACGGAGGUGACGGAGGAGGAGAAGGGCGACGAUCGGUGGUCGAGUAUGCUCCCGGAGCUCCUCGGCGAGAUCGUGCGGCGCGUGGAGAUCGGCGGCGAGCGGUGGCCGGCGCGGAAGGACGUGGUCUCGUUUGCCUGCGUUUGUCGCCGGUGGCGGGACGUCGCCACGGGCGUCGUGAGCCCCCCGCUCGACUCCGGCAAGAUCACCUUCCCCUCCUCCCUCAAGCAGCCGGGGCCGAAGGACUUCGCAAUACAAUGCUUUAUCAAGAGGAACAAGAGGAACUCAAUGUUCUAUCUAUAUCUCGGCUUGACACCAACAUUCGCAGAUAAAGGUAAGUUUUUGUUGGCAGCUCGAAGGUUCAGACAUGGUGCCCACACAGAGUACAUCAUCUCUCUCGAUGCAGAUGAUCUUUUUCAAGGGAGCAAUGCAUAUAUGGGAAAACUAAGAUCUGAUUUUUUAGGCACAAAGUUCACCAUCUACGACAGCCUGCCACCCUUCAACGGUGCAAAAGCAUCGAGUACCCGGUCGAGCCGGCGAUUCGCCAGCAAGCAGAUCAGUCCGCAAGUCCCCGCCGGCAACUUCCAGAUCGGGCAAGUCUAUUACAAAUUUAACCUCCUCAAAUCUCGAGGGCCGAGGAGGAUGCACUGUGCUCUCCAACUUUCUUCAUCUUCGCAAGAUAACACCCCGUCAAAAUCGCACAAUAACCCUAACCCUAAUGUCGGACCGCUGCUCCUAAGGAACAAAGCGCCGAGGUGGCACGAGCACCUGCAGUGUUGGUGCUUGAAUUUCCACGGAAGGGUGACUGUUGCCUCCGUAAAGAACUUCCAACUAGUGGCGAACGAUGAUGAGACGGUGCUCCUCCAGUUUGGGAAAGUCGGGGACGAUACGUUUACGAUGGAUUAUCGGCAUCCGCUCUCGGCUUUUCAGGCUUUCGCCAUCUGCCUCACCAGCUUCGGUACAAAGCUCGCCUGUGAAUAGCAAAAAAGCUUUUGGUUAGAUGUGUCGAAAUGUUACGUGGAUUGUGGUAUAGCUAUAGACCGGACUUUCGGUUUCUUUCUUCAUCUUUUUCUCUCUUUCGGGUUGGGUUUGGUUGUAUUAUACGUAUACAUAUUGGGUUUCUCUUUUGUGGAAGUGCAAGUGUUUGGUUGUCUACUAUGAGUUAUUGAUUUAGCUCAUCCUUCUCUUAAACUUUGAGAAUAUGUAAAUUUAAUUAUGCGAUUGUAGCAGCACUGUUGUUACUUUCUGAUCA
This is a messenger RNA of Ananas comosus (pineapple), 1557 nucleotides long. RefSeq names its product tubby-like F-box protein 1. NCBI's taxonomy places the organism in Eukaryota, Viridiplantae, Streptophyta, Magnoliopsida, Poales, Bromeliaceae. The record is from RefSeq and is a predicted model, not a curated record. The transcript has 4 exons. The coding region runs from base 183 to 1286 and encodes 367 amino acids.